GCUACGCCAUUUUUUGCCCGUUGUGUGAAAAGAAGAGUUUUAGUUUUAGUCGUUGAUUAUUAUGUCACAUAGUCCCGACAACGAAGAUCAUUUUAUGGGAAUGGACUACUCAGGUGAUACCGUUAAAAGACCGAGAAAUGAAGAAAACGACGGCAUUUCAAGUAAAAGAUGCAAAGCUGAUUCCAUCCUACUGAAGCAGCUGUUUCCCUCUUUGAUUACGGGUCUCAUCAUAGGUAAGGGUGGGGAGGCAAUCACAAAACUCCAAGCAGAUACAAACACCACCAUCAAAAUGUCAAAGAAUGGGGACUUUUUUCCAGGCACUGCUGAUCGAAUAUGUGUUAUACUCGGCUCAGUUGAUUGUGUGAAGGAUGCUCACAAUGCUGUGUGGGACAAAAUCAAGAAGAGGCAGGAGAUUCCAGCUGAAGAUUUGAAGGUCCGAUUGGUGGUUCCUAAUGUGACAGUUGGAAUGAUCAUAGGCAAGGCCGGGUGUUACGUCAAACAAAUCAAAGAUGACACUGGCGCCACUGUUCAGGUGUCAGCCAAGUCGCCCAAUCCACUCUUGCUAGAAAGAAUUGUAACAGUUUCAGGUACACCUGAGCAGGUUGCAAAAGCAUUUGACAUGGUCUACAUGAAGAUCUGUGAGGACCCACAAAGUGGAAGUUGUCCUAACACCAGCUACACAGAAGUCGGUGGAUCUCUGGCUAUAUCCCCAACUGAAUUAGGAUUAGGAGGAUCUUUCAUGGGCUUGGGCAAUAUGGGAAUGUCUGGUGUCACAAUGCCCACUGGGAAUCCAUUCUCUUCAUUCAACUUUGCAGAGGCAACGAGAAAGAUGAAUCCAAUUAAUGUUGAAAAUUUGAGAGCAACUCUGCGAGCCAGUGGCUGUUCAGCUCAGGGAGUGGAGGAAAUAACUGGUUCCUUACUGGUCCUUGCCUCCUACAAUCUUCUAGCUAAUCUGCAAGCCACACAACCGGGUACUGUUUCACUUGAGUACCUGGCAAAUGUUUUGAAUGGCGUUCCUUCGUCGACUAGUACAAAUGCAUAUGGAGAUGGAAAGAGUGAGAACCCAUUGCUUUCAUUCUACAGUACAUUGAGUACAGCAAGUAGUGCAACAAAUGGCAGCAGUGCGGUUUUUGGAACAGGCAACACUGGCGGAUCAGCCAGCUUCGAUCUCAUCACUGAGUUAAGUGAUGGUAGCAAAGAGAUGCAAGUUAAUGAAAGCCUCAUCGGGGCAGUUCUCGGUCCUGCUGGUAGAAACAUCAUUGAAAUACAAAAAUUCACAAACACCAGCAUUCAGAUUUCAAAGAAAGGAGUGUUUGCUCCGGGUACUAAAAAUAGAUUAGUGACAAUUAGAGGUACAAAUGGUGGGGACAUUGACAAAGCAGUUUUCAUGAUUCAGCAGUAUGUUUUGCAGGAGGAAUCAAAGAGGAACAGGGACCUCAUGCACCCACUCAGCAAAUAUUAAUGGUAAUUAAUCAUAAUUCAUAAUGUUGAACCAUUCUUUAGAGCUCUAUUUCUGUUAUAGUUAAAUUCUUUCAAACGUGCUCUGUAUUUGUUAUGAAUGUUUUUUUAUUUGAAGGAGUGCUUUUUUUUUAAACGCCCUUUUUAUUUUUAAGUUUCAGUUGACUGUUUAGAUUUGUUAUAGGGUUUUUUAUAUUUGAUUUCAUUUUAAAAAGUAAGUUUGUGUGUUUUGUGUGUAGAGCUCACUAAAAUUUUAUAUACUUAAAUGGUAAGUAACUAACUUUAGCUUUGAAGAAGAAACUAUUCUCUAUUGGUAGAAUGAUAUUGAAAUUGUAUCAUAUUUAAAGUUAAUGUCAGAUCAAAUAUGUGUAUUCCAUAUUUUAAAAUAUUCUCUUUGUUAUAAAUUUUUAUUAAAUGUUUAAGUGAAAAAAAUUUUCA
Helobdella robusta is the source of this 1896-nucleotide messenger RNA. RefSeq lists its product as hypothetical. Bases 62 to 1462 code for a protein of 466 amino acids. NCBI's taxonomy places the organism in Eukaryota, Metazoa, Annelida, Clitellata, Rhynchobdellida, Glossiphoniidae. Gene Ontology annotation, biological process: mRNA splicing, via spliceosome; regulation of alternative mRNA splicing, via spliceosome. The transcript is spliced from 6 exons. The record is from RefSeq and is a predicted model, not a curated record. Gene Ontology annotation, molecular function: mRNA binding. Gene Ontology annotation, cellular component: cytoplasm; nucleus.